UGCGAUUGAUGUCGAUCGUGCUUCGAUAACUGGACUGGAAGGAAGUCGGCACUUACUCGCCAUGUGUUUGAACUUUAUAACAAUUAUGCAAUCUUAUUGAGUGUGUGUGUGUGUGUGUAUAGAAGGCAUAUGUGCAGUUCGUCAUGUUUAAAAACUCACCAUAUAUCAAAAAAAAUUACAGUAUUUGGAAGUGACUGAGCAGAUGUUAUAUAAUAGGCCUACUUCUGUUUUACUGCUUUCUAUCAAAGAACCAGAUGAUUUUUAUCAAACUCAUAGCUUACGCUGUGAUUGCUAUGGUAACAACCAUGGUAGCAGCUCAACAUCCAGUUCCAACCACCAAAAUUACCAACAUUGUGGUCGCAGGUGCUACUGGAGACCUUUCUCAGCGGUAUUUGUGGCAAGGCUUUUUUAAUUUAUUUGUUGAAAUGGAAUCUGUUUACCAUCAUCUGAGACUGUAUGGUGCUACAAGGGUCAAUGAAGUGGAAGGCAGUAUACUUUUGAAGAAUAUUCUUCAAGAUUGUGUCAGCUGUAGCAAACUCACCAUUACACCAGUACCAUCCAAUUGUGAUGACCUUCGUGAGAAAUUUCUUUCCCGUGUGCACUACAAACAGCUGAAGACUGCAGAACAGUAUCGCGACCUUUGUGCCUCGUUUGCAGCUGAAGCAAAUCGAGAACAUGCUGAAGAAAAUGGCCGAUGGUUUUACCUGGCUGUGCCUGCUUUUGCAUAUGCUGGUAUUGCAGAAAACAUAGGAAAUUUUUGUAGGCCUACAGUAAGCAAUACCUGGCUGCGUGUUGUCCUUGAAAAGCCCUUUGGACAUGACCUGGAGUCUGCUGUUGACCUCUCCGACCAACUUUCCAAACAUUUGCAAGAAGAUGAAAUGUACAGAAUUGAUCACUAUCUUGGCAAAACAGGUGUAUCCUCCAUUAUGCCUUUCCGAGAAAUUAACCAACAAGCGUAUGAACGGAUUUGGAAUAAACACCAUGUGGAAAAAGUGGAAAUAGUUAUGAAAGAAACCCUUGAUGUGAAAGGUCGUUUCAGUUUCUAUAAUAAAUACGGAGUAGUACGAGAUGUAAUGCAGAACCACUUGACAGAAAUAUUGGCUCUAGUUGCCAUGGAAAUACCAGAAAAUAUCACCUCAGCAGAAGAACAUUGUUUGAAAAAAUUGAAUUUGAUGAACAGAAUCCAGCCAAUCAGUAAACACCAUGCUGUGAUUGGUCAGUAUGAAGGCUAUCAAGUGGAGUUGCGAGAGGAAAUGGGAAUGGCCGAUAAUUUCACAAGUCUGGUACCCACAUUUGCAGGUGUAUCAAUGUUUAUCAAUAGUCCCAGGUGGUCAGGUGUUCCCUUUGUGCUAGUGUCUGGGAAGAAAAUGGACAGGAAGUCUGGUUAUGUUCGAAUUGUUUUUAAGCAAGACACUUUCUGUGUCAAUGAUGAUGGAUUUGAAAACUUGUGUAGGAAAAAACAAAUGAUCAUUUACACAGGAGGUACAGGAGGAACCAAACCAAUGCUUCUGGUGAGUAGAACUCUUCCACAACCAAAUAUACCAGCAGGUUGGAAGACAUCCGAUUCAUUCAAAGAGAUCAAAUAUUUUGGAUCUGAUCUUAAAGACUUUUACCAUUAUUCUCCACCUUUUGAGGCAGAUGCGUACACAUCUCUUUUACGGUCGUGCUUCUUUGGAGAGAAGCAAAACUUCAUAGGAUCUGCUGAUCUGAUGCAGUCAUGGAAAAUAUGGACGCCUCUUCUCAAAGGUCUUGAAGAUACAAUUCCUAGAGGAUAUUCAGGUGGCAUAAAUAAUGGUGAAAUCUUAGAUUUUGUUUCACAAACUUAUGGUUGCCAAUUUGUGAAUGUAGAAGAACCAUUUUUUGAUGGCAGACAUGAACAGAAUGUUGCCUUUAAAAAAUCAACAUUUAGGAAUGAGUUUUUAAAGUCUGGGUUAAAGAGCCAUGUCAUUCAUGCACUUGCAUUGGAUAUAUACAAUUCCUCAGUCUACAGCAUCAAUGAAAGAGGGUCCUUUCACAUAGCACUUUCGGGGGGAAAGAGCCCAGUUCCAUUGUUCCAUGAGCUCUCCAUGGUAGAGAGCUUUCCAUGGGAAGAGACGCACAUUUGGUUGGUUGAUGAAAGAUGCGUGUCUUUUGAUGACAAUGACUCCAACUUUAAACUAAUCGUACAGAACUUAGUAGAUAACGUUGAUGUGCCGUACAUGAAUGUACAUCCGAUGCCAAUACAAAGUGUAUGGCAGAAUUGUGACCAGAUACAAAGUAAUUACUAUGACAAUGAAAUCAGACAGAAGAACAAUGGAAGACUAGAUUAUAUUGUUGUAGGUGUAGGAAGUGAUGGCCACACUGCUUCGCUGUUCCCACACAGCUCUGCUUUGGAAGAAGACAGCAAGUUUGUUACAGCGACGGCGACACCAGAUGGUUCCAAACGGUUGUCGCUCACUUACCCAUCUUUGAAUGCUGCACGUACCGUUUCAGUCCUUGUAACUGGAUCUGAUAAAGUAGAUAUAUUACAUAAAAUAAAAGGUGGGAAGGUUGAUAAAACAAACUUACCUAUAACGGGUGUGUCACCUGUAUCAGGUGAUAUCAGGUGGUACAUAGAUGAUGAAGCUCUCAUUGGUUGACAAACAUGUGAGAGGCAUUUUCCAUCCCUGCAUAGGAGUCUUGAAAUAGAGAGGGUGAAGGGGGCCUCGAUGAUUAAGUGAGGGCUAGCUUACAAAAUACGCUGAUUUUUAACUUUGAGUGCGAUUUUUUGCUUUGGCCAUUUUCAGUGGUGGACGCAAGUUUUUUUAGGGGAUGUGUGCGCGAGUGUUUUUUUUUAGCUACCACGUACAGAGGUGGUGCUGGCUAGAUAGUACCAUAAAUGCUUGAAUAAGUGUUGGGGCACUUAUAUAAUUUUUGGAGGCUUUGGUGCAACGCAGAUAAAACAAAUAUUGGCGUGGCGCUUUCCAUGGCAUUUCCAUAUCUCAUUCUUAGGCCUAUACAUAGGAAAAAAAAUAAAAGGCAUAGGCAAUUAUUAUAUUCCAACAAUAUUGAGUAGUUGGAUAUGAAGUCUUUCCUCCAUGGAUCGGCAGGCCUGAAGGAUGCACUUUCGUAUAUAAAUUAUUACAACUUGUCAAAUUUGUUAAAUUUAUUUAAUUGAAGGCUAGUUGGGCUAAGCCUAGUUUGUCUGAUCUGCCACCUAUGCCCAGGUAGGUAGCCAGAACCCAUUAGUAUUUUGUUACGUUUCUUCAGAGAGUGGGGUUCGUUUCCCUUCUGGAGUCCAGAGGCAGAGCCGCAGUGGGCGUCCAGGAGGGCCCUGGCGCUCUGAUGAUCUCAGCAUUUUUAAGCUGUUUUAAAACAAUUUCGGGGAGUGUUUGUUGACAAUACCGGGUACGGUACAUGAACAAAAACAUUUUUAAUAAAGCCACGUACAAUUUGAGUUUCAAUGUAGCCCUACAUUAUGUUUAAUUUGAGCAUCCAAAUUAUGUAAACAAAAAAUGAAUAGGCAUUCUGAUCAAUUUUAGUAACGCAUCAGUGAAUUAAGUAUUGACGUAAAUAAUGUCUAAUGACCAUUUUUAAUAAAACCAAUUCCUUCUAAUUUUAAAUACAUUUUCUCAAGAAUUCCUGAUAAUUUGUUAUCACGCAUAGACCUGUGCAAAAUUUAUGAUCACGCAUUGGUUCUGCAAAAUUUGUGACCGUCCUGCAUGAUGCAAGACGGUUAGUAACUAUGUUAUUUUUACUGUUUACUUAUGAAAAAAAUAAAUGUUUAUUUGAAUUAAAUAUUUUGCAAUGUAUUUAUAAUAAAAGAUAAAAUUUUAUCAAUUUUCAGUAUUCUGUAUACAGUACUUUUAGUUAUGCGAGAUGGUCUGAGUUUGCACCAAUUGACAGAGUUGGAUAACUCCCUUUCAACAAUUGUCAUAUUACUGUAUGUCAUUUAUAGGUAUUAAUGAUUACUAAAUCAGUGAUAGACAGCAGUUAUUUAUGUGAAAUUAUAAUUCACAAUGGUAAGAUUCCCUUGCACACUUUCAUAACUGCACAUACUGUAGUUUCAAUACUAUACUCAACAUACAAAACUUGUACAGUAUAAUCAGAUACACUUGAAUAAUUCUUUUAUUGGUAUGAAAUAUUUCAAUAUAGAAGAUGCAAUUUGAAACAAAAUAAGAUUU
This is a messenger RNA of Anneissia japonica, 4142 nucleotides long. Its product is annotated as GDH/6PGL endoplasmic bifunctional protein-like. The record is from RefSeq and is a predicted model, not a curated record. The transcript has 6 exons. The coding region runs from base 255 to 2618 and encodes 787 amino acids. Gene Ontology annotation, molecular function: 6-phosphogluconolactonase activity; glucose-6-phosphate dehydrogenase activity; NADP binding. Lineage: Eukaryota; Metazoa; Echinodermata; Crinoidea; Comatulida; Comatulidae. Gene Ontology annotation, cellular component: endoplasmic reticulum. Gene Ontology annotation, biological process: pentose-phosphate shunt; pentose-phosphate shunt, oxidative branch; glucose metabolic process.